Ostreococcus tauri is the source of this 1371-nucleotide messenger RNA. Its product is annotated as GTP-binding protein Obg/CgtA. Bases 1 to 1371 code for a protein of 456 amino acids. NCBI's taxonomy places the organism in Eukaryota, Viridiplantae, Chlorophyta, Mamiellophyceae, Mamiellales, Bathycoccaceae. Gene Ontology annotation, cellular component: mitochondrion. The record is from RefSeq and is a predicted model, not a curated record. Gene Ontology annotation, molecular function: GTP binding; GTPase activity. The transcript has a single exon.
AUGCGCGCGUCAAUGCGCGCGUUGACGUCGUGCGCGGCGUCGUCGAGCGGACGCGGGGGGGGUCGCGGGGCGUCAAAGGGUGGGCGACGCCCGAGCGGCGGACGCGGCGGCGGCGGACGCGGCGGCGGUGUCGACGGACGACGCUCGGGGAAGAAGGAAUCGGACGCUCGGGCGAUCGGGGAGAAGGAGAAGCACUUGUACUUCGACGAAGCCGCGAUCGUGGUCGUCGGCGGCGCCGGUGGAGACGGUGAGGGGUGGACGGGACAGGCGAAGCCAAAGGUUGUGAAGAACUUCAAGUAUCAGUGGGGACGAAACCUGAAGAAAUAUAUUGAGCUCCCGGCGGCAGAACCGGCGGAUGGUGGACGUGGGGGGAACGUGUACUUGAGGGUCGAUCGCACGUGCGACUCGUUGUUACACUUGCACGAGCGCAAGACGUGGCGGGCGAAGAAGGGGUAUCACGGGAGCGCGGCGGAUUACGCUGCUGGCGGACGGGAGCGCCAUCGCGUGGCGCCUGAUCAGGAGCACAUGUACAUUCCGGUACCCCCGGGGACGGUGGUGCGAAGAAAACGCACGGGUGAACUUUUAGGAGACAUGACCAAGCACGGUCAGACGCUCCUCGUCGCCGAGGGUGGGGGUGGUGGUUUCGCCGCGCGCCGGCAGCAAAAGCAGGUGAACCGUCGCCGAAACGCCAAGGCAGAGGACUUCGAGGCGUCUGACAUCGCCAUCGACACCGCUUCUCUCGUAAGCUCGGCGGGAGAAGCUGGGGAAGAGCUUUCAAUCGAGUUGCUCAUGCGCGUCGUCGCCGAUUGCGGCCUCGUUGGUUUACCCAAUGUUGGGAAGUCCUCGCUGCUGAAAGCCGUCACCAGGGCGUCGCCGGAAAUCGCAAACUACGCCUUCACGACUCUCAUGCCGAAUCUCGGCGUCAUAAAGACCGAAGACGACCUCGCACCGACGGGUGAGUCUUCGACGGUCAUGGCAGAUCUUCCGGGCUUGAUUCAGGGCGCUCACAAGGGCUUGGGAUUGGGUCGAGCCUUCUUGCGACACUUGCGAAGGACGCGAGCGAUGGUUUGCGUUGUGGACGCCUCGGGACAGGACCCUCUGAACGAUUACGUCGUGGUGCGUCAAGAGCUGAAACUGUACAACCCCGAGUACGUGCAACGACCGCACAUUCUCGUACUCAAUAAGAUGGACAUCGAGUGGGCCGCUCUGCGUACUGAUGAACUCAUGCAAGGCGUCGAGGCUCUCAAUGAGGAUAUGAUUGGCGUCCCUCCCGUGGCGGUUCUCCCCAUUAGCGCGAAAGAAGGCACAGGCGUGCCGGAAUUCAUGGAGGCUCUAGAACAGCUCAUGAAAGAAGAGGACGCUCGUCGGUAG